Corapipo altera (White-ruffed manakin) is the source of this 385-nucleotide messenger RNA. Its product is annotated as histone deacetylase 9-like. Lineage: Eukaryota; Metazoa; Chordata; Aves; Passeriformes; Pipridae. The record is from RefSeq and is a predicted model, not a curated record. The annotation marks the transcript as partial. The transcript is spliced from 3 exons.
GGGGCGCGCGCCGGGCGGCACCGGGGGGACCCCAGGGCUCCCAGGUGGCGCAGGCACAGCCGCGGUGCCCCGGGCGGCACUGACGGGCUCGCCGGACACGUGCCUCUCCGCACCCCCCUGGCACCCGCUGCCCACCAUGGACCCCCAGAGCGACACAGGGCCAGAGGGGCCGGGGCUGGAGGGGCCGGGGCUGGAGGCAGCGGGGCCAGAGGCUGCAGGGUUGGACGCGGGACUGGCGGCAGCACGGGAGCGGCAGCUGCAGCGGGAGCUGGUGGCCCUGAAGCAGCAGCAGCAGCUCCAGAAGCAGCUGCUCUUCGCCGAGUUCCAGAAGCAGCACGAGCACCUCACGCGCCAGCACCAGGUCCAGCUCCAGAAGCACCUCAAG